Molecule: messenger RNA, 1824 nt
Organism: Symbiodinium sp. CCMP2456
Lineage: Eukaryota; Dinophyceae; Suessiales; Symbiodiniaceae
Source: the annotation of a GenBank genome assembly
AUGCAUAGGUCCGGAGAUCCCAAAGAGCGUUCCUUCGGCAUGCAUCGGAGGCCGGACAGCGCCCUCCGGCGUAGCAGGGGCUAUGCUCGGCGGUGUGGCCGCAUCCUGCCAGGGCUCCUCUUCACUCUCCUCCUCCUUGCAUCAGCUUCUGUCACGCACCUGUCGCCGCCUGGCUGGUGGCGACGCGGUUUCCCAAGAAAGCGCUACGGCAGCUUCGCUGAAGUGGAGUUGCUAUCACAGCUGGGCGCACUGCUCUGUCCGGACAUGCCCUUGGAGGAGAUGUUUCGAAGCUUUUACGGGAAAGACCUGGCUGAAUGGGGAGGCCGUUACUUGAGCCCUGACCUCGUGCUUUACGGUGUUUUGAAGGAUCCGGAGGCCGCACUGUUCAUCGAAUACGACGGCUUCUACCGUCACUUCGAGCCUAGAGGUGUGGAAGCAGACAGGCGCAAGACCAGAGCACUGCUGACCUUUGCGCCCCCACAUUCUCGGGUGCUGCGAUUGAGCCAUCAGGAAAGGGAGCUUGACGAUAUCGCCGAUUCGCUGGUGAUACCUCGGUGGUGGCCUAGGCAUAGGACGUCCCUCACGGCGUCGCUGCUUGAAGUCGUGCUUUUUUUGCUGGAAGGCCCACUUGGGCUCCAUCCGCAUCUCGCCGAGCAUCUCAAGAUAUGCCUCAACAAACAGUUCCGUCUGUCGGAGGCAGCGUCGCUGUUUUCAUGCAAUGCUACACUGGCGGGUGAUCCUCGAGCAAAGCUAGCAGAGCUAGACACAUUCCUGAUUUCGCUGGGUUUGAGCGAAGGGGAGGUUGCCAAGGCUGUUUCCAGAUUUCCUCAGCUUCUUGGUUACAGCAUCGGAGAGAACCUGCAGCCGACCGUGGAUUGGUUGCAGGGCUUGGGCUUGAGUGACAGCGAGGUUGCCAAGGCCGUCUCCAGAUGUCCUCAGCUUCUUGGUCUCAGCAUCGGGGAGAAUCUGCAGCCAACUGUGGAUUGGUUGCAGGGCUUGGGCUUGAGUGACAGCGAGGUUGCCAAGGCUGUCUCCAGAUUUCCUCAGCUUCUUUGUCUUAGCAUCGGAGAGAACCUGCAGCCGACCGUUGAUUGGUUGCAGGGCUUGGGCUUGAGUGACAGCGAGGUUGCCAAGGCCGUUGUCAGACGUCCACAGCUUCUUGGUUGCAGCAUCGGAGAGAAUCUGCAGCCGACCGUGGAUUGGUUACAGGGCUUGGGCUUGAGUGACAGCGAGGUUGCCAAGGCCGUCUCCAGAUUUCCGGAGUUUCUUGGCUACAGCAUCGGAGAGAAUCUGCAGCCGACCGUGGAUUGGUUGCAGGGCUUGGGCUUGAGUGACAGCGAGGUUGCCAAGGCCGUUGUCAGACGUCCUCAGCUUCUUGGUCUCAGCAUCGGUGAGAACCUGCAGCCGACCGUGGAAUGGUUGCAGGGCCUGGGCUUGAGUGACAGCGAGGUUGCCAAGGCCGUUUCAACGUAUCCGCAGAGCUUUGGCUGCGGCGGUGUCUCAGUCAGGUUGGAGCCGAUGGUGGACUGGUUUGUCUGCAUGGGUGCGAGCAGAUCGGACGUCAGGCAUCUAGUUAUUCGGUUUCCGGUCAUCAUGUCCCUGCACCUUUCCAACAACUUGAAGCCUAAGACGCAGCUUCUGCUGCAAUAUUUCCCGCCCAAGGAGGCUUUAUCGCUCCUUGUGGCAGAUCCCCGUAUCUUCAGCUACAGUGCCUUGCGCUUGCGCAAACGCCUGGCUGUGCUCGCCAGCAGGCAGCAGCUGGCAGGGUUCUCUGCUGCGCUGCGCAUGACGGAGUCACGCUUCGAAUCCAGCUAUGGGGUGUAA